Molecule: messenger RNA, 1993 nt
Organism: Propithecus coquereli (Coquerel's sifaka)
Lineage: Eukaryota; Metazoa; Chordata; Mammalia; Primates; Indriidae
Gene: IRF5
Product: interferon regulatory factor 5
Exons: 8
Coding region: 4-1512 (502 amino acids)
Biological process (GO): immune system process; regulation of transcription by RNA polymerase II
Cellular component (GO): nucleus
Molecular function (GO): protein binding; DNA-binding transcription factor activity, RNA polymerase II-specific; RNA polymerase II cis-regulatory region sequence-specific DNA binding
Source: RefSeq, a predicted model, not a curated record
GCCAUGAACCAGCCCGCCCCCGGGGCCCCCGGCCCGCCCCGCCGCGUGCGGCUGAAGCCCUGGCUGGUGGCCCAGGUGAACAGCUGCCAGUACCCAGGGCUUCAGUGGGUCAACGGGGAAAAGAAAUUCUUCUACAUCCCCUGGAGGCAUGCCACGAGGCACGGCCCCAGCCAGGACGGGGAUAACACCAUCUUCAAGGCCUGGGCCAAGGAGACGGGAAAGUACACUGAAGGGGUGGAUGAGGCCGAUCCGGCCAAGUGGAAGGCCAACCUGCGCUGUGCCCUCAACAAGAGCCGCGACUUCCGCCUCUUCUAUGAUGGGCCCCGGGACAUGCCGCCCCAGCCCUACAAGAUCUACGAGGUCUGCUCCAAUGGCCCUGCUCCCACAGAGUCCCUGCCUGCUGACGAUUACGAUUACGCUAUUGGAGCAGGAGAGGAGGAGGAGGAGGAGGAAGAGGAAGAGCUUCAGAGGAUGUUACCAAACCUGAGCAUCACAGAAGCAGUGCCACCUGGUCCUGCCAUGGCCCCCUAUUCUUUACCUAAAGAGGAUGUCAAGUGGCCACCCACCCUGCAGCCGCCUGUAGUGAUGGUCCCCCCUGCUCCGGACCCCAGGCUCCUGGCCCCUCCUCCUGGUGUCCCCGCUGGCUUCAGGGAGCUUCUGCCGAGCAUGGAGCCUGGGCCCCUGGCUGCCAGCCUGCCCCCUGCAAGCGAACAGCUCCUGCCCGAACUACUGAUCAGCCCCCACAUGUUGCCACUGACCGACCUGGAGAUCAAGUUCCAGUACCGGGGUCGGCCACCCCAGGCUGUGAUCAUUAGCAACCCGCACGGCUGCCGACUCUUCUACAGCCAGCUGGAGGCCACCCAGGAACAGGUGGAACUCUUUGGCCCCGUGAGCCUCGAGCAAGUGCGUUUCCCCAGCCCCGAGGACAUCCCCAGCGACAAGCAGCGCUUCUACACAAACCAGCUGCUGGAUGUCCUGGACCGCGGGCUCAUCCUCCAGCUUCAGGGCCAGGACCUAUAUGCCAUCCGCCUGUGCCAGUGCAAGGUGUUCUGGAGCGGGCCCUGCGCCUCAGCCCAUGGCUUGCGCCCCAACCCCAUCCAGCGGGAAGUCAAGACCAAGCUCUUCAGCCUGGAGCAUUUUCUUAAUGAGCUCAUCCUGUUCCAGAAAGGCCAGACCAACACCCCACCACCCUUCGAGAUCUUCUUCUGCUUUGGGGAGGAGUGGCCUGACCCCAAACCUCGAGAGAAGAAGUUGAUUACUGUACAGGUGGUGCCCGUAGCAGCUCGCUUGCUGCUGGAGAUGUUCUCAGGGGAGCUCUCCUGGUCAGCUGAUAGUAUCCGGCUACAGAUCUCAAACCCAGACCUCAAAGACCACAUGGUGGAGCAGUUCAAGGAGCUCCAUCACAUCUGGCAGUCCCAGCAGCGGUUGCAGCCUGUGGCCCAGGCCGCUCCUGUGGGAGGCCUUGGUGCUGGCCAGGGACCCUGGCCCAUGCACCCAGUUGGCAUGCAGUAACAAGCUGCAGAUGGUGACUGGCCCGGUUUCCUUGGUGGCUGUGCAGACUGAUAAGGAGGUGCGACAGCCCCGGUGGGCACCUGGUGGCUGCGGCGUCCUACCCCCGGGUUUCCUGGAAGUGGACUUGGGCAGAGAAGGAGAGGAAAGAGAGGCCUGAGACCCAUGUUCUCCUUCCUGGGCCUGCCUCUCCUGUGCUCGCUCUGGUCUGGUCUGCCAGGCUCUGGAGAAACAACCUGCAGUCCCUGUGAGCAGGCAACCCUGGGACCUAGUUGUACAAGAGGAAUUGCCCCAGGGUGGCCCACUCUUGUGGCUGCCCCAUUUCAUUUGGCAACAAGAGCCAAGGAGCGUUGUGGGCAGGGUCCCCCCCAGCAGGGCCUCUGCAGGACGUCGGCCUGACUUUGGGGUUCCCUGGUUUGAGCCUCACUUCUUCAUCUUCCUCCCUCCUGAGAAAGAUAUGAGCAUGAAGGUAUCAUAUCAGAUA